Fraxinus pennsylvanica is the source of this 1236-nucleotide messenger RNA. The record is from the annotation of a GenBank genome assembly. NCBI's taxonomy places the organism in Eukaryota, Viridiplantae, Streptophyta, Magnoliopsida, Lamiales, Oleaceae.
AUGCAGAAAGACAUGUUUCACCAAACUACUAUAAUCAAUAUUUUCUUGGUGGUUUCACUGGCAGCCCUUCUCUACUCCAACUCUGCCGCCGACGUCAUCGCAAAGCCGGGCUGCCUGGCUAAGUGUGGAGACUUGACCGUGCCCUACCCUUUUGGAAUUGGACUAGGAACAAACUGUUCAGUGGGCCCAUGGUUUGAUAUAAACUGCAACACCACUUUCAACCCUCCAAAGGCUUUUAUUGCAACCGAAAGCCUCGAAAUUAUCGACAUAUCCAACGGAACCUUACGUAUAAAGAAUGCGGUGGCGGCCCAAUGCUUUAGCCAAACUGGUAACAUAACCCGCGAAAAUCCCGUAGCGAUCGACUUCACCGGAACUCCUUACAGCUUUGCUGAUUCCAACAAGUUCACGGUGGUGGGCUGCGACGAUCUGGCAGUGAUUGUCGGCUCAAGUGGCCGGAAUUUCACCAGUGGCUGCCUCUCUCUUUGCUCCGAAAGCGAAGAUUUGAUUGAUGGAUUUUGUACAGGUAUUGGUUGUUGCCAGACUCCUAUACCAAAAGGCCUAAAGGAUUUUUCUUCUGCACUUGGAAGCCUCAAUAAUCAUACAGAAGUCUGGUCGUUUGAUCGCUGUGGUUAUGCUUUUCUUGGAGAUCAGGAUAUCUUUAAAUUUCGGACUUCUGAUUUUUCUGAUGAGAAUUUUCAGAAUAGAACAAUUGAAAAUGUUCCAAUAGUUAUUGAUUGGGCUAUUGGGAAUCAGAGUUGCAGUGAGGCCAAGAAGUCUGCUGAUUAUGCUUGUCUUGAGAACAGUAUUUGUGUUGAUUACGAUGUUCUUGGUGGAUACCGCUGUAAUUGCUCGAGAGGAUACGAGGGCAAUCCGUAUCUAAGUCUAGGUUGCACAGAUAUUGAUGAAUGUAAGAACAAUCCUUAUCCAUGCGCUGAAAAUGGGAUUUGUAAUAAUAGUCCGGGCAGCUUCAGCUGUUCUUGCAAACAUGGAUACUCCGGCGACGGCAAAAAAGAUGGCCGUGGUUGCACUGCUGAGAACUCCCAGUUCCCAGUAAUCAAGUUCUCAAUAGGUUUUAGCACGGUCUUCUUGUCGAUAAUCAUUGCUAUGACAUGUCUAUAUUUUAGCAUCCAAAGAAGGAAGCUUAGCCAAAUUGAGCAAUUCAUUAAUGAGGUUGUUAUCCUUACUCAGGUCAAGAAUUUACAACUUCUGGACAAGAUAGUCUGUAUGCUGAUAUGA